This is a messenger RNA of Brassica oleracea var. oleracea, 408 nucleotides long. RefSeq lists its product as uncharacterized. The record is from RefSeq and is a predicted model, not a curated record. The transcript has 2 exons. Gene Ontology annotation, molecular function: glycosyltransferase activity. Bases 1 to 408 code for a protein of 135 amino acids. NCBI's taxonomy places the organism in Eukaryota, Viridiplantae, Streptophyta, Magnoliopsida, Brassicales, Brassicaceae.
AUGGGUUUUCGUGGGAAAUUCUUCUUCCCAACGCUCAUGACUCUAUCGUUAUUUCUAAUAAUCAGGUACAACUACAUACUCUCCGGUGAUCCUCCUCUCCAGCAAGAUCUCCCUGGACGCCGGUCAUUUUCUUCCAGAGAUGACGUCAUAUCUUCCAUCAAGACUCCGCCAAAGAAGACUAAGAGACUUUUUCACACGGCGGUGACAGCCACUGACUCUGUGUAUAGCACAUGGCAGUGUCGGAUCAUGUACUAUUGGUACAACAGGUUCAGGGACGAACCUGGUUCGGAGAUGGGCGGGUAUACCCGAAUCUUGCACUCGGGUCGACCCGAUGGGCUCAUGAAUGAGAUCCCUACCUUUGUUGCAAACCCUCUUCCCUCUGGUGUUGAUCAGGAUGGUGGCGCUUAG